AUGACAAGACCGCCAUGGCUGAUCCCGAGGUCCAUUUGUUCUCCGCUCGGCACGUUAUUCCCCCCGUCUCCCCCGUGCUCUCCCAUCGCCCGUCCCGUCGCCCUCGCAUCGCCUUCCCGCUCGCCCCUUAUGUCGCCUUCGCGCUCGCUCCUCCUGUCCCUUCUUGCACCUUCGCGCUCGCCCCUCCUGUCCCUUCCCGUCGCCUUCGCGCUCGCCCCUCCUGUCCCUCCCGUCGCCUUUGCGCUCGCCCCUCCUGUCCCUCCCGUCGCCUUCGCGCUUGCCCCUCCUGUCCCUCCCGUCGCGUAUCCUCUCUCCCUUCUUCCUCCAUCUCUCCCGUCGCCCUUCCUCCCUCCCGUCGCCUAUCUCCCGUCACCUAUCCUCUCUCCCGUCGCCCUUUCUCUCCCCCGUCGCCCUUUCUAUCCCCCGUCGCCCUUUCUCUCCCCCGUCGCCCUUUCUCUCUCCUGUCGCCUUUCCUCCCUUUUGUCGCCCUUUCAAUCUCCCGUCACCUACUCUCUCUCCCGUCGCCCUUUCUCUCUCCCAUCGCCCUUUCACUCUUUUGUUGCCUUUCCUCCCUUCCGUCGCCCUUUCUCUCUCCCGUCGCGUAUCCUCUCUCCCUUCUCCUUUCAUCUCUCCCGUCGCCCUUCCUCUCUCCUGUCACCCAUCCUCUCUUCGGUCGCCCUUUCUCUUUCCCGUCGCCCUUUCUCUCUACUGUCGCCUUUCCUCCCUUCCGUCUCCCUUCAUCUCUCCCGUCGGCCUUUCUCUCUCCUGCCGCCCUUCGUUUCUCCCCUCCCAUCACCCACCUCGGCGCCUUCGCGCUCGCCCCGAAAUGCUUGCCCAUCGCCUUUCUUCUCUCCCCUCCCAUGA
Molecule: messenger RNA, 864 nt
Organism: Closterium sp. Naga37s-1
Lineage: Eukaryota; Viridiplantae; Streptophyta; Zygnematophyceae; Desmidiales; Closteriaceae
Source: the annotation of a GenBank genome assembly